UUUUACCUUCAAAUGAAAGAGAGUUCCAAAGAUGAACGAAAACAGAAAUGCCCAGUUUCCAGGGCAGCCACCAGGGAACUUUGGAAUGAUGAACAAUCAUCCAGGGUUCGGGCCACCUGGCAUGGCAGGUUUUCCCAUGAUGCAACAGCCAGGAAUGAUGGGACCGCAGAACCCCAUGAUGCAGCAGCAAAUGAUGAUGGCAAACAGAGGACCAAUGAUGCAAGGAAAUAUGUUUCCUAUGCAGAUGGGAAUGAGGCCAGGGGUCACCCCACCAUCAUAUAACCAGGCUUUGACAGACAGUUACAGACAGAGGGCACCAGCACAACCCAGAGCUCAACCAAGGGGACACAACCCACCCAGACCCAGAGCCCCCCUCUCUCCGGAAAGUCAAAGACGAGCCCUGGAACAGGAGAAAAAAUCCAGGCAGUUCCAGGAACAACAGCAGAGGCUGAAGAACUUCUCCAAAGGAGCAAGUCGAGUGGACGCUGAUUCCCUCAUAGAGUCCAUGUUUGGAAAAGCAGAGAAACCAGCACCCAGAAGUUCAGUUCCUUCAGCUGGAGCCAAUGCUGUUCAAAAUACGGGUCAAACGGAUGAUGGUUUUGGUGAUUUUCUCGGUGGACCAUCGUCUGCUGCUGGACAGGAAGAUUGCCAUGGUAACCAGGAUUUAAACAAGCCUGAGGCCACACCUCCAACAAUAUCGAACAGUGAUGGCAGUGAGCAAAAGACAGUGGAAACAGUAGAAAACAUUCCUCCAAAAGAAGAGAAGAAAGAUCUGAUGUCCAUGAUGUUUGAGUGCUCUGAUCUCUCGGCUCCUAACAAAGCAAGAACAUUCCACAAGCCUUCCCUCAAGGAGCUGCCCCCCACCCACCACCACCACCACCAGACAUUCCAGCAGAGUCGCCACGCCCACCAGUGGAAGCCCGAGGAGGACCUGACCAACCUGUUCAUGGUGAAAGAGCCUGUUCCAGUCUCAGCCCCUCCCACCUCUACACAAGCCCCUCCCCAAACGGUGCAGGCCCCGCCCACACCUGUCACACCGGUCAAGUUUGAAGCUCCUGCUUGGUGUCAUGAUGACGAGAAAGUUCCAUAUGUAUACAGACAAGUCCUUGAAGCUGCUACAGUUGAUGGAAAGAUUUCCACGGACCGGUUGUAUCCAAUCCUGGUUAUGAGUGGCUUACCUAAGGAGACCCUGGGUCAGAUCUGGUCGCUGGCCAACCAGGCUACACCAGGUCAGCUGAUUAAACCGGAACUGUACCUCAUUCUGGCCCUCAUUGCGUUUGCUCAGAACAACAUAACAUCAUUAACGCCAGAAAUGCUGAGGAAAUGCCCUCAACCUCCAGUACCUUUCCUGGGUCAGCAGGCUCCUCCACCCCCUACUCAGCCAGUCAGUACCCCAGGGAUCACCCAGCUACCCCCAAACAACUCAAUCGCAGAGAAUUCUGGGAUACCUGGCCCAUUGCCAACAGUUCCAGUUCAGGGAUCUCAGCUACCUCUUGCAGCAGGGAAUUCUGGGAUUAAUGGCAGUGUGCCAACAUUGCCCGUUAGCCAAGCCAUUGGGAAUCCACCCAUGCCAGGAAUUCCACCUGUAUCUGUUCAGGGAUUUCCUGGGAUAGGGGCUCUGGGUGUGAGUGGGGGUGAGGCUAGUCAAUCUGUGGAUGAUGAUUUUGCAGAUUUCCAAGAAGCUUCUACCCCUGCUGCAGUUAUAUCGGUUUCAACAGCCUCACCAAAGAAAUCUAACAAACUUAAGAAAGAGCCCGAAUACCUGUAUAGUGUCCCUAAACCAGAGGACUUGCCCAAUGAGAUGUCUCCAGAGAUGGAUCAUUCCAACGUGUCCAACUUCUUUGGCAGUGACGACUCCUCAGUAGAGGAUGUCUUGUUGAGUAGCAGUGCACUUGAGAGGUUCAGUGACGGUGUUUCAACUCCAAACAGCAUGGAUGAAGAUUUUGACGACUUCAAAUCCGCGGGUAGCAAGCCGAGCGACAGCAGUCAGUUCACAUCAUCUGAGCAGUCGGAAAAUGAGGACUUUAAGGUACUGGAGUCCUACCUGGAUGACUUCAACCAGAAGAAAUCGGAGCAGGAAAAGCAACAGGAGAGUCCCCUUCAUCGGCCUCUUCCCAAAUUCACCAGCCCUCAGUCAUCACAACUACCCAGCAAUGCGACACUCUCUGCCAUUCCAGCAGCCAGAAACUUAUGGUCUAAACCUCCAGUUGUCAAAAAAGAGUCUGCUAAAGCACAGCCAGGCUUACCGAAAGCUCACUUUGGAUUGUCUCCUCCAGAAUCCUCUGAUUCGGAUUUUGCAGACUUUCAAGGAGCACCCAGCACUACUUUGCCAUCCGAUUCCUCACAGCAGCAAGGAAUGGACAGCCUCAAGGCCUCACAAAGUGAAACUUGUUUAAUUGGGGAUGAGGACAAAUAUGCCGCUCUGAGGGCAUUUGAAAUCAGUGAGGACACUCCAAAGUCAGUGGCGCCAUCUAUAUUUGAAAGUAAGCCAACUAUUGAGAGUGAGGAGGAUUCGUGGGCAGAUUUUCAGGCAGUUACAACCGAUGCUAAGGUUGAUGAAAUUAAGCAGAUUAAUAAUCAAACUGAUGUUCUGGAAACAGACUUUGUAUCGAACACACAAAAUGAUUGGUCAUCAUUUUCAAGUUCAACCAAUAUCACAUCUAAAGAUGAUUCUGAUUGGUCAGCUUUUGGCAAUGGCGCUGAGGUGACACCUAUUCCAAAAGAUGAGCCAUCAAUCUUAUCGCAAGGAGAAAUUCUAAAAGAAACACCUGAAGGUGAUUGGUCAAACUUUUCUGAAGCAGUGGUGACAAAAGAUGAAAGCAAAGAUGAAUGGGCAUUUCAUUCCGCAAGUGUGAAUCAGAACCCACAGCUUGUAGAGGUGAAAAAGCAAAAUCUACAGACAAAGGAUAUUCUGGGUUUGUUCAAAGUUAAGGAUAACCCUGUCAGUGUUGUGUCCAGGGAUGAUUUUGUGGAAACUGAAAGGGAGAAAACUCCCCUCUCUCAGACCACUCCUCCAAAACCCAAGACUAAGAAAUUGUCUUCAGAUUCAGACAUGGAUGACGAUCACUUCAGGGCUCCUCCACCCAUGGAUUUCGUGGAUGAAGAGGAUGAUGCAUUUGGGGAUUUCAGCCGUGGCUAUGAUUUAGACGAGGUUGUGAAUGUACCAGCAGCGCCGGCUGAGAAGAAAAAGAAUCUGUACAACUUUUAUGGAAUGGAUGCUCCAUCUAAUAAAUCCAAGCUCCAAGACUCAACUUAUAAUAAAACAGAGUUAUCCGAGCAGGAUUCAUCAAGUGUAUCUGGAAACAUAUCAGGAUUUCCAAGCAAUCCGACUAUUUCUGAAGAUUCCAUAUCCACAUCAAGUCUUGAUAUGAAAGGACGGAUUCCAGCAGUCAAGGAUAUGGACACACAAUCCAUAUCUAGCAAUGAGUUUGGAACUUUUGAGACUCACCAGAAAUCUUACAUCAAUCCUGAAUCCAAAUCCUUGGAUAGUCUGGAUCUGAAGACUGUAGAAGUGGAGUCUGUGGAUAAUGUGGAAAUGACACAAAAUGACACCAAAGAAGAGAAUGUCACAAAUCCAAAAGAAGAUGACUUCUCUCAUUUUUCAGAACCGGUGCUGCCCCCUGUCAGUAAAGCCCCCGAGCCACUUCCUGUUCUUGGAGAUAGAUACAGCUGCUUAAUGGAGGACAUUCCAGGCAGUGACAAGCAUGUUCAUGAGUGGCAGAAGUGCCUAGAGGGCUGUUACAAGGUCAUUAAGGAGGCCAACACCGUCUUCAACUCCAUCAGCAGCUCAGCGGUCUGUAACGAGGUCAUCAACUCAGAGCAGGGCUCCGACUUUGUCAAAGGUGUUGUUGAAAUCUACAGAGUUGUGUGUAGGAUAAAUUUGUCCAUUGGGUCAACAGGGCUGACCAAUGACACAAUGAAACAACACCUGAAAGAUAUUGACCUGGUCUGGAACAACUUAGCAGCAUUCCUUGUAGGAGGCAACAUGAUGCCCGAAGACAAAGAUCUCGAUUUCAAAAAUGGCAUUCUAAAAUCAGACGACCAAGUGGCCCAGUUCCGAGCGUGCGGUGUUUGCUUAUUGGACGUGGACGCCACCAGUCAGGACUUUGUCAGCGAGGAGCAGUGUGCCAAACUGACAUAUGGUGGGCGGCAGUACCACGCGGUGUGCGCCAACUUGUGGGUCAAUUGUGUGGACAGUAUGCUCCCGGCACUUAGGUUACCGGAAUUGUUAUGAGGUUUGGAAAAAAAGAAUAAUGAUAAAGUAUACUGUUUGUUUUUAUUGUGGGUGUUGUCAACAGAUAUGAUUUUUUUUUUUGAAUCGGCAAAUAAGUAAUAUUCUUUUUUUCUAACAAAAGGCUUUCUUUAAUCUGUAAUGUAUAUUCAAUUCAAUUCAGAAUUAUUGUCAUUGUUUUCCUUUACAGUCAGCAUCAGACUUCAGUUUUUUUCUUUGCCAAAUACAUAGUACAACAAGUUAUACCAGACAUAUGUAACUUCACACAUGUAUGUACAGAUAUAUAUUUUUCUCGCAACUAUACAUUCCAUAUUCUGAUUACCAGGUUAUAAAAACUCUCUGGGCAUAUCUACACUUUUAGCCUCAUACAUAUAUUGUGCAUUUAAUUUUGUGAACUUUAUUCUGAUCACUAGUCAGUGUUUGCUUAGCAACAGAUGAAGAGCAAUUUCUGGGAUAUUUUUAAGCUUAUCACAAAGGAUAUUAAAAUUGAUAUAGUACUUGUUGGUAGAAGUCUGAAAUGCAGUUACUGCAUGUGGUAUAGAAAGUACUCAAUGGUUUGUUUUAUACAUGUUGUGGAUUUUAAAAAUAUUUUUUUCUUUCCGUUAAUCUAAGACGAGAGUGAAUGUAUACAUGGAUGACGAGAAAAUGAAACUGUCUUUCUCUGUUGUUAUAGUAGUGCUUUGUUAAGUGUUAGAUUAUAUCAUCUAAGGAAAAAAAUGAUUUUUCCUCUUUUUGCUCAUCCAUUUGAAAAUUUUUUUUUUAGAAACACUGAUUGUUUAGUGUUAAACACUUGAGAAAAAAAUUGGGGAAUAAUAUGUUGCAUACAAUUACGUAAUUAUGGAACUGUUUUCUUUCACAUAGAAAGGCUUACAUAGUAAAUCUAAAGUAAUACAAAAUAUGAAACCUCUAAUAAAGAAGAGUGUUGAUUGUGUUUACUAUGAAAUGUACUUGACUUACUUAUUCUCUGGUUCACUGUUUAUUUGUAAAUGAAUGAAACCCAUGUAAAAAUGUAUUGAGUAAGUGCUGACUGAAGAUUUAGAAUGUACAGAUAUAUACCAGUAUAGUGUCUGUCCUUGAAUAUUAAGGGCUUUGAAAGUUGAAUGUUCCAAGUAUUAACUGCUAAAGGGAGAGGGGGUUUGGAGUCUUGACCCCUCUUUGGAUUUUCAAAGAAUCAGAAAUUAACCCACCACCCUCGUAAUUAUUGAUCCAAAUGAUGGACAGGGAGUAGAGGUAAUGGGUAUAUAUAUUGAGGGAAUGAAGGGGACCAGCUUACCUUUUCCUUUUUCUGUCCCUUUAAGCUUGCAUACAAAAGUUAGACAGGGGGGUUCUAGGGGAGGGACAUUCUUUUCUAUAUUAAAUAAUUUUGGAGUCGCAUACAUUUUUCUGUU
Molecule: messenger RNA, 5619 nt
Organism: Magallana angulata
Lineage: Eukaryota; Metazoa; Mollusca; Bivalvia; Ostreida; Ostreidae
Product: synergin gamma-like
Exons: 19
Coding region: 32-4234 (1400 amino acids)
Cellular component (GO): clathrin coat of trans-Golgi network vesicle
Molecular function (GO): protein binding
Source: RefSeq, a predicted model, not a curated record